This is a messenger RNA of Amoebophrya sp. A120, 3381 nucleotides long. Lineage: Eukaryota; Dinophyceae; Syndiniales; Amoebophryaceae. The record is from the annotation of a GenBank genome assembly.
GACAAUGAUCAUGGUCUUGAAAAUAAGUGCGCACUAAUUCACCAGGAGAAUCUCUGUGUUGACCUUCUGAUCGAAAUAUAGAGAAAGGAGAUCUAGAUCACCAGAGAUGAAAAUUGGAUGAUGGUGGAAAAGUCAUGGGAUGACAGCGCUAGUGCAAAUGCUCUUGGAUCACGACGGCGCUUUUGGUUUUGGUUCAUUCCGUUCGGUGGAUUGUAGUGUGUGUAAUUUCCUUCAUCUAGCCCCUUACAUUGAUGAAAAUAUGGCGCGAAGGAGUUUGCAAGUAGAAGUUGCAAGUUCUUUUGAUAGCAUUAGCAGUUGCCCCGACGAGAGAGUUGGAGGCAAAAUAAUAUAGACGCGAUUGCUUCGUCGAUGAGAAAGAAAAGAAACCUCCCUUCUUGGAAUAGACCCUGUACAACAUCACCAGCUGCGAGACAUCAAGAUAGCUUUAUCUUCAUGUAGUUUCAUCUUGAUGAAAGGUCGUGCACAGUAUCGUGAAUGCGACAAGUUUUUCAGAUCUGUAGAUCAGUACAAUCGACGGACAGACAUUCUUGCUACGAGUUGUUGUACCCCUAAUUGAGUAUUGCAGCUACUUGAUCUCCCAUUUCGACCACCACGCAACAACACUUCUCGUCUCUCCUGUCUUUUUUUCUCAUCAUCUUUCCUCUUCGUUAGAAGUAAUCUGUAAUAUUACUUUACAAAAAAAAACAAUGGUGAAGAAGGCCGUAAAGAAGGAACAGCGCAAGCUGGCCAUCGAACUGGCAAAGAAGCGACGGAACACCAAGCCGGCUUGCGGCAAGCAGGAGGAUAACAGUUUCAAACAUGUGAAAGACAAAAUCAUGCGAUCCGAACUGCACGACAAGGACAAAAGGGCGAAAAAGCUGAAAAAACAAAAAAUCAGAAAAGGCAGGAAGGAGGCGGAGGAAAAUGGCGAGGAUCCAGAGGUAUUUUCAGAUAUUAUAUAGUAACAGCAGCCUCAGUUACAGUUUGUACUAUUCCUGCUUACAACCCUCCUGCUUCAGAAUCGAUUUUUUGAAAGAAACUGAAUCGUAAAUCUCUGUAUCGAGGAUUAUCAUUAUCUGCGUCUCAUCAAAAUGAAUUAUCAGGCCCUCGGUUUUCCGAAAAAGGGCGCGGGCGCUGUCACCGUGGAUAUGAUGCGGGAGGAGAACGAAACGAUUAUCGACCAAACCACCGCUCUGGACGAAGAGAUCGCAAAUGACGAGGAAAACGACGAAUUUUCGCCCCAUUUCAACUUCGAAACGGAGCCGAAGAUCAUGCUGACCACGAACCUGAAGCCGAGCACAAAAAUGUUCGACUUUUUAAAGGAGCUUGUCGAGGUCAUUCCGAAUACGAAGUACUACAAGCGGAAGGGCUUAUCGUUGAAGCAAAUCAUCGAGUACGCGAAGAAACGGGACUUCACCAUGCUCAUGGUGGUCACCGAGAACAAGAAAAAGGUGAACGGCAUGUACAUCUGCAACCUGCCGGAGGGCCCCACCGCGUUCUUCAAAUUGACAAAACUCAAACUCGGCCAGGAAAUGCGCAGAAAUCAGUUAUCAAAUGCAAAAGUGUCUGGGUCUGGAAGAGUGCAAGUUUGUCAUGCUUGUCUGGCAUGACUCAAGAAUCUGUGUUGCAUAGGCACGAAAGAGCCCUCUUAACUGUGACGCGAAAAGGCAGUUUGCCAUGCGGAAUACGUAAGACAUGGCAGCCACAAAAUUUGUCAUGCAUAGCUGCGUACUGCGGCGCGUCUAUCAUUCUCUUUUAGCAUUACAAGUUUCCAGACCCAGACAUUUUUGCAGUUGAUAUCAGUCGACGUACUGCAAUUCCGACGCGAAUCCGGAGCUGCUGUUGAACAACUUUUCCACCCGCUUAGGCCGCAGAGUCGCGCGCCAGCUCGCCACGGCGUUUCCGCAGAAGCCGGACUUCAACGGGAGAAGGUCGGUCACCUUCCACAACCAGCGGGACUUCAUCUUUUUCCGGCACUACCGGUACGAAUUUAAGGGGUCGAAGAGGACCGGGGCAAAACAGAAGAAAAAGAAGGACAGCGACAGUGAGGACGAGGAAGGUUCUGACGACGAUAUGGACGAGGACGAGGACAUUAUCAAAAGAAAAAAUUCCCCUUCCCCAUACUCAAAAGGUAUAUUUUUGGAAAUUUGUGAUGCUGAUUUGUGAUCACAAAUCGCGUCUGUCUUGCAAGAAGGCAACUCCGCAGGCUCCGCCGCAUUAUGCGGGCGGUUUGUCAUGCUGCUGGGCCUACAGCACGGACGUUUUUCAUGCUAAGCGCCUAGGCCAAAACCUCUCUACUCACGCUUGGUAUGGGCCUGCAGUGCUCUCCAGCAAGACAGGUCGGAUCUGUGUACACAAAUCCAGCAUCAGAAGUUUUGUUUUGAUAUGGGGCGGGAGGGGGGAUCUUUCCUUUCGAUAGACAUGAAUGAUUCCGAAGAUUCCGACCUGGAUGACGCGGCAGCCCUGCGGAAGAAAGCGCUAGAGAAGAGAAAGAAGAAAAGCAAGAAGGUAUCCUGUUUAAAAACGACGUCCCCACCUUUGCAUAGUUACUUACUCAGGAUGGGAAAUCUGCUACGCGAAAUCAACAAACUUUGGUUGUAUGUUGCGCAUGACAAGCUGGUUCUCGUAGUGCAAUCCUUUUGAGCUAGUUCAGCAAUUGCCGCUGAACUAGCUCAAAAGGAGCGCGCCGCGAUGCUGGGCAUCACAGAUCUAGCAUACCAUGGUGAUAAUUGGAGCAUGACACAUUCCAAAGCACAACUGUAGAAAAUGCUUUUCAUGGGGCGGAUCCGCAUGAGAAACAUUCUCAGCAUGCAGAUUUACAUUACAACUUCUAUGUGGUGGGGUCGUUUUUACAUACGAUAAAACGCGGGUGAAGCGAAUUCAGAAGAUGAAGACGGGUAUGUAAACGACAGCGGGGAGAAACUUGUCCGCGCGGGCCUAAAAGAGAUCGGACCCCGGUUUACGCUGAAGCUCCGGUACCUACAGAACGGGACUUUCGACUCAAAAAACGGAGAAUACGAGUACCAGUGGCGACCCGACUCGCAAGUCAGCCGGAAGAAAAUGUUCUUGUAAGGAGCAGGAUAGGUCGUGGAGAAGCACCACGAUCGGUGAUCAUUUUGGUCCCGAGAAUUGCAGCUUGGUGGUGAGUGGAAACACAUUUGUUGAUGAGGCGGAGCGUGUUGGACUUCUAAAUGCUGCAAGGGAACCACGGGAACAUCAGUCUAAGUACUUCUUCCGACACCUAUUCAGGCUGCUGGUGGUGCAGCGGGUUACGAAAUUCAGCGUUAUAGAAAUUUCGACGGAUAGUUACUUACAACAAUCGUUAAGUGCAUAAGUCGCUUUCUUCAAAUAACCUCAUCUCUGUCAAGAAACUCAUUCGAU